GGUGAACCCUGUCGCUCCUCCCUCCUGGAUGCUCUGUAUAUUUAACACAGCGGGGUAACUGACAAAUAAAUAUAAUUUUACAAAAAACAUAUUCAGUAGUUUGCACAAUGAGCGGGAUACCGGGAACUGCCGUCGUCCAGGUCACCAACCUGUCCUCGGCGGUGAGCAGCGAGCAGAUGCGCACUCUCUUCGGUUUCCUGGGAGACAUCGAGGAGUUGCGGCUCUACCCACCCGACAACGCCCCCCUGUCCUUUUCGUCCAAAGUGUGUUACAUAAAGUACCGGGACCCUUCCAGUGUUGGUGUGGCGCAACAUCUCACUAAUACUGUGUUUAUUGACAGAGCUUUGAUUGUAGUGCCAUGUGCGGAAGAUGACUAGAGUGGCCCAGCUGUUACACUACUACACUAGCCUGAGUCAGGCAUUGUUUUCCAAGCCACUAUCCCCGAUCGGGCCAACGCAGCCUUCAAGGGGGGGAUGUGACCAGGAGAAUAGCCCGCUGAACCUUCCAAGAUGGACACCUUGUCUCUUUUUAUUUAUUUAUUUGAUUGAUUUUUCUUUUGGUUUGUUUCCUUUCAUACUUUCCCAUGUUGUCCACUCUCUACUGUCUCUAUCCAGAAACUACAGUAUUGCUUAUCUCUAGCGUUGUGUUUUAUAUUUGUUAUUUUGGUUUGUUGUUUUUGAUUAUUGUCCAACCCCCCCACCCCCCUCUCUCUUUCUGCUACAGCUGCAGCUUGUGUGUGAUUGAGUUCUGUCCAGGUUGCUACGGCAUACCGAUGGGAUGUGUGUCACACACGGGAUGCUAGGAGGAUCACUAACACUUAACUGUCUCGUCCACUACACCUCGUUGUAGUGAGGGGCUAGUCUUUGUGAAAAAUGAUGCAGCCAUUGGGGUUGUCUUGUGUUGCACACCUUUCCAACACUGCGAAACGAUCGCCCCCUCCCCCCCCACGGAAAAGCGUCCAUGCUUGAUAUCGUAUGGUUCAUGACCAAUAUGUUUCCAGUACAGGGAAAAUACCAGAAGAGGCCAAGGCUUUGUCACUUUUGGCACCUGUCACUCCGGUACCCAAUCUGAUUCCUGGUGGGGGAUUGCUGCCAAUUCCUACUCCAGCUCCACUUCAGAAUCUGAACCUUCCCAUAGUGAAUCGGUUUUCAGCUGGUCUCGACCCCACAGCGCCAGUGCUCUCCCAGCCCCCCAUCAUUGGAAACGUGGAUCCCUCAAAAAUCGAUGAGAUCAGGAGGACAGUUUAUGUCGGCAACUUGAACUCGCAGACCACCACUGCAGAGCAGCUGCUGGAAUUUUUUAAACAGGUGGGAGAUGUGAAGUUUGUCCGAAUGGCCGGAGACGAGACCCAGCCAACACGUUUUGCCUUUGUAGAGUUUGUUGAGCAGGAGUCCGUCGCCAGAGCCCUCACCUUAAACGGAGUCAUGUUUGGAGACAGACCGCUGAAGGUUAAUCAUUCCAAUAACGCUAUAGUAAAACCCCCCGAGAUGACGCCACAGGCUGCUGCUAAAGAGUUAGAAAAUGUGAUGAAGAGGGUGCGUGAAGCCCAGUCUACCAUUGCUGCUGCCAUUGAACCUGAAACAAAGAAGCGUUCCUCCAGUCAGUCUCAACGGUCACGACGGUCCCAUUCACGCUCCCGUUCACACUCAAAAGCACACAGAAAAAGGUCCCAUUCAAAACACAGCAGAACGUCACAGAGGUUGUGGCCCGGCAGCGAUUCCCACAGUUCCCGAAGCAGCCACAGGAGACGCUCUCGUUCCAGAGACAAGAGACGCAGUCGGAGUCGCUCGAGGGUACACAAGCGGAGGAGUAAGGAUCGGUCCAAAAGCCCUCGAAGGAAAGCCAGAUCACCUUCACCAAAAAGAAGUAAAAGAGAGAAGAAGAGGGAGCGCAGCAGGGACAGAAGGGACCGCUCCACAUCCAGGAAGAGGAGCCGCAAAGACGAGGACAGGAUGAGGAGCAAAACCAAGCCAGUGAAGGCACAAAUGAGUUAUGACAGAGAAGAAAAGGAAGAAAGCGACAGAGAAGACUCAGCCACACCGAGCGAGGACAUGACGUCAUCACCCUGUGCCCAGCACAACGGCAGCUACAAGACUAACCACGAGGAGGAAGUGUCUGUGGGUGCAGACGGCACCAAGUGACUACAGCGACACCGUGGGCACUAAUCCUGUUCAUCCAGGUAUCACAUUGCCCGUUGUGUGUGUGUAUAUAUACAUACAGAAACACUGAACAGCCUCUUAUGUGUUUUUGUUUUUUUCCCCUUUUUCCUCAUUAUCAUGCCCUGACUGACGGCACACACGGGUCCUCUAAAUCAGCCUAAUCUCACUAUCAAACCUUAAGGGCAAGUGAGUGCUCAGCAUCGCAGAGAAGGGCCACCUUUUCUGCUUAGCAGUGCAGUAACAUCAGUCUCAGUGCCAUGACCCACAUUUUCCCAGCAAAGCAUUGCAUUGAAACAAUGUGAUCCUUAUUCACAUCACCUGUCAGUGUUUUAUUUAUUUAUUUAUUUUGUUUUAUUUUAUGCCGUGGCUGAUCAGCUUAUGCAGGCCUGAGCCGACUGCAGGGACUCCUGAGCGUGCCACAAGAAAGUCUCAGGAAAGACAGUCGCAUUCCAGACAGGCGUCCUACAGGAAGAAUAGAGGUCACACUCAUUGAUCCAUUCAAUUAAAAGCUGGAUUGUAGUUAUGAACUUCAAAGCUCAGCACUUCAAAAAAUUCAAUUUAUUUUCCUCUGGUUGAAAUACAAAUAUGCAGUAACAGUCUGCAACAGGAGUAAAAUGUUGGUAUCUUGAAAUUGCUGGGCGUUUCUUAAUGAGAUCAUAGUUUGGCCUUUACAUGCCUGUCCUGUGUGAGAGCCAGAGGAAAAGCAGGGUUCCCAACCAUGAGGAGCAAAGGGCUUGAUCCAACUAAGGAACUGAAGGUUAUGCUCCUAAACUGGAGACUAGUUAAUUACAUUAGGCCUACCCUAAAGCCUCUAAUCAUGAUUUACACACUUUACACUUUAUUCCUAACUCAGUAGAAACAUGAAUGGAAGGAGAACAUGAGCAGCUUCAUGCAUAAAGGAGCGGGGCAGGGUGGGGUAUUGGAGCGUUGUUUGAGUGAGACACACGUUGCCUAACAGAACUGUGUGUGUGUGUGUGUCUCAAGAGGCCGGAGUGCUCACCUCCCCUCUGUGCUCGAGUUCUUGUUGGGUGUAACGAAUUAUUUUGCUGCGCUGGCUGUGGUCACGCCAUUGCUGACAGCAACUUCCCAUAUUUUGUUUGCUUUUUUACUAAGUGAAGUAGCGUCAUGUUACACAAAAUCCCUUCAGUAAACCGUUUUGCAUAUGAGAGGAAUAAUCCAUUUAAAAACAACAUUUGUGCUGAUGCUGAAAUGCUCAUUUGCCCGCUUUUUGUGUGGGUGAACAAAAAUUUGGACAUCAGUGAAGUGCCCUUCAAGUCCCUGUUUCAUACCAUAUUUCUUCAUCUGGGAACGGUUGUGUCCUGCAAAAUGCAUUUUAAUUUCAUGACUUGAAGUUCUGUAAUUGCGAGCUUGGAGAACGGUAUUAUGUUAUUGCUAUGAAUAAUGUGAAUCUAAUUUGGUCAACAUGAAUGCAUUAUUUUAAUUCCUGAUUUUUGGUUCUUGGCUGUACAUCAUGUAGUUGCUUUUUUUUUUUUUAUUAACAUUUCUGGUUAGUGGUUGCAACAAGGUCACAAAAUAUGUUCUGCUAAUAUUGUAAUACUGUGUGAGGCAACAUAUUAUUUACUGUUUUCUACUGUAUAUAAGACACAAGCCUAUACUGUAAAAUGCUGGUGGUGUGCAAAAUGUCUAUCAGCUCGCGUUACUGGAUAAAGUGGGAUGAUUAAAGUUCUCAGCAGCAGUCUGGAAGAGGCUGAGCAGGAAAUGUCACAGGUCCACAAAUUGCAUGCAAGCACAGAAGGGCCAAAAGUGCCUAAACUAAGAUGUUCUAAUAAAAUAUGGAGACUUGUUAGGAUGUUGAAAACUGAGAUGUUAUAUUAAAGUAUUGUCAGCUGUCUACAUUGAUUAAUUAUAGAUUGCUAAUAAUUAAAUAGACAUAGUUCUCUUUUAAAUGUUUUUCAUUUUUACUGUUUCAGUUUGUUUUUGUCAAAGAAUGUUUGCAAACUGGACCCAGAUUAAGAUCUAUGUGACUUUGUGUGUGUGUUUGUUUUUUGAAAGUGUUUUUAAAAGGAGACUUUAUGGCUGUUUGCUGCCAAAUUCCUCUCAUGUGGAUUUUUACAAACCUGAUUUUAUCAUUGCUUUUAUUUUGUUGUCCUGUGUUCUGCCUUUUUUUUUUUUUUUUUUUUUUUUUUUAAUCUACAAAAGGCUUCAGUUUGAAGUGGUCAUCUUAUGAUAAAAUGUAGUUUAAAAAAAAAUAGCAUUUCAGUAUGUGAAGAGUUUUAUUUUUAUAAACAUGUAUCCACUUCCUAUGCUAUAUAAUGUAUAAACAUGUUUGAUGGUUAGGUCCAGGAGGAACUGGGUGCUUGAUGGUGCAUUUGGGACUCCGUGUAAGAGUUUGGUACCACUGUUUUUGAAGAGCUUUCAUGUAUAAUCCUCUUCAGUUUGAAUCUAAGAGUACAUCCCUUUCCAAAAACACUCAAUAAAGAGAUUUUUCAUUGAA
Molecule: messenger RNA, 4614 nt
Organism: Archocentrus centrarchus (flier cichlid)
Lineage: Eukaryota; Metazoa; Chordata; Actinopteri; Cichliformes; Cichlidae
Gene: srek1
Product: splicing regulatory glutamine/lysine-rich protein 1
Exons: 13
Coding region: 975-2141 (388 amino acids)
Cellular component (GO): nucleoplasm
Molecular function (GO): RNA binding
Source: RefSeq, a predicted model, not a curated record